ACCGACUUCUCCACGGGUUAUGGAGCGUACGGACAGUCGGGGUCAUUUUUCGCCACGGGCAACCAAUACUCCACUUCUUCCGAAGCCGGUCCGAUCGCACCAUCAUAAGUUUAGGGCUGCUGGUCACGUUCUUCAUCCUCUUGUUGGUCAUUUCCGUCGGAGUCGUGCUGGCCUUCUAUCUAGGGGAGCCCUCUAGCACUACGGAAGUUCUAGGAGAAGCUGAAGCGCGCCCCGGCACUGAUCUGGGGGCGAAAAUCACAGCCCACAAGACGGGCCGUGGAAGAACUGUCAAGGAACCUUAUGUAGAGCCAAUGGCGCCUGAGGUCAGGAUACCAGUACCCGCACAAGAUUCACAGACUUCUGUGGCCCUCCCCAUUUCACCACCAACCGUGGCUACCCGUCGGAGUGGCAUGAUGUUCUGCGUCGUAGGCGAUGGUCUUGCGUCCGCAGAACUCUUCAGGAAGAAUUUCUGCGACUACAUCGUCUAUCCCGACCUUGUGGCACAAGGAGGAGAAUUCGUUCCCCUGCUCGGAAAAGUCUCCUGGAACGUUUUCCAAGCGGGCGCCAAGGUUAAUAGGGACGUAGGGCUGGGUCUCAGCUUCUCAGCCGUCGGAAUCGGGCAACAUGGCAGCACGCUUGACUCCCUCCCCAGCAUGGCCACCCAGCUUGCUGGCUUCGUGCAGACGAUGAACGUGACAGCCAUGGGUGUCCUCAACUUCCCGCGCCACCUAGGCACAAAGGCCAAUACCCUGGCACCUGCGUUCCAGGCUUUUGCCAACGCUGUGUCACAGCAGCGUCACACGGAGCCCAUGACAUUCUUGGGCGUAUGGCUGUACAAGGAAGCUACGGCUCGGGAGUUUGCGUCUGAAGUGGCCACCAUGACGCACAUCAACACGAUCAUCAUUCAGACCCAUAUAUCGGUGCCGUUCCGCGCGGGACACACGUGUAUAUCUCGCCCUAUAUGCGCGAUGGCUGCCAGCGAUUUACGCCCCAGCUUUGAGGUCGCCCAACAAGCCGAGUCUUUCUUGCGGUCACGAGGCGACAAGUUCCGCAUCGUAUUCUCGUCCACGCUCGGCGUCAUGGUCUACGUUGGCCAGGCCUUUAGAAAGCAGCCAUCAGGCCCUUACGAUGCCUGCGACAGCUCCUACAUGGCUGGCAGGGACUUCCUGUGUAGCGGAGGCACCACGUCCUUGGGAUUAGAGAUGUACGACAAGGACGAAAUGUACACCUACGUUAUCUAUCAAGAUGGCUCCAACCAGCACUUUGUCACCUACGAGACGACGAAUUCCUUGCUAGACAAGAUGAAUUUAUACAUCGAAACAAUUUCCGACGGCUGGGCGUUAUUCGAGGCACACCGUGACAGCGCUCAGGGCUGCGCCAUUCAAGAGCACUACCAACGUCUAGAAAUGGUGCAGUUUAAUGCACGUAAUCGGAGUCGAAACAGUCUUCGGUGAUGCGGCUACCUGGCAGUGUGCGACCACAUGGAGGCCGCCGCUAGUUGUCACGACUGCGCGCAUGUGUGGCCGACAGUUCGCGCUGCCAGUUGCACCACGACCAAGGGGUACACAGCCGUGCACUCCCAGCU
Dermacentor silvarum is the source of this 1585-nucleotide messenger RNA. RefSeq lists its product as uncharacterized. Bases 312 to 1454 code for a protein of 380 amino acids. The record is from RefSeq and is a predicted model, not a curated record. NCBI's taxonomy places the organism in Eukaryota, Metazoa, Arthropoda, Arachnida, Ixodida, Ixodidae. The transcript is spliced from 12 exons.